Messenger RNA from Drosophila miranda, 1745 nucleotides. RefSeq lists its product as uncharacterized. Lineage: Eukaryota; Metazoa; Arthropoda; Insecta; Diptera; Drosophilidae. Bases 1093 to 1524 code for a protein of 143 amino acids. The transcript is spliced from 2 exons. The record is from RefSeq and is a predicted model, not a curated record.
UGUGAAGGCAUAACCCUCCACAACACUGACCACGACACCAUCCCCUGAAGGGACCGCCCCGACGGCUUGUUAUCUAAUUUCAUUAUUAUCUCAGUUCAUUAUCACUAUUAUCCGAUUUUAUUACUUCUAUUAUUAUUAGUAUUACCAAGACAAGCAACAAUGAAUCCUUAUUUUCACCCAUUAAAGUAAGAAAUAGGCUAAGAAACCCGAAAACAGUAGGCCUUUUUUACUUAUUAGAACUAAGAGAACCAACACGUAAGAGAGACGCACACUACGGCCACGCAGCGAAGAGAGACGCACACCACGGCUAUACGAAGGCGAAGAGAACCAACACGAAAGAGAUACGCUCUUACGCCCACGCAGCCAACGCAAGGAAGAGAACGGCUAUACGCAGACGAAAAGAGACAACAUGAAAGAGAGCGAAGCGGCAGAGAAGCCGCCGAUCGGUCUUACGCCCACGCAGCCGAGGAAAAGAGCCGACGGCGAAGCAGGCAAUACACCCACGCAGCCGAAGGCGGCGCAGCAGCGAAGCGGCAGAGAAGCUGCGAAAAAGAAAAGCCGAGGCCUGGCACGGUCCAGCGCGAGCCAAGCUCGGGAGUGAUCUCCGAGGGCUGAGCCAGACCGGUUGUGCGGCGGAAGCCAAAAUAGAUGUGAAAAGUGAGCCGGGACCGCGCCGUGUACGCAAUAAGCCGGGCUCGCCCGCACGCGGUGAAUGAAACCAGCUGUGACCGCACCCACGCGGUGUGCAAAGGAAGCCACCGAAGUGACGAGGACCCGCCGUGGGGGAACAGGACCCAAAGAAGGGACACAAGGAUCCGACAUGGACAACCCAAGGACGAGCGACGCACAGCCUCUAGAGGCAGAGGAUGGCACGGAAGGGCAUCCUAGGGGUGCGUCGCCGCCCAGCUCAAGGCAACCACGGUCCACGACCAGCCAACCACAAGCAAGGCACCACUCCCCGACCCCGCAAGCAGAACCGGGCAACAUCACGCAGCAUCCCGGACACCAGCUGGGACGACGGGUGGCACGCCAGACUGCAGGAGUGGGACGCGCAGGAGGAGGCGGCAGCCCCGGAAAGAGGGGAGAAUCCCGAUGGACCACGCACCAAUGAAGUGGCUAUCGCCAGUUCCCACCGACCACAACGCCCCGAACCCGGAACCGACGAACUGCACGGCCCGAGAGGCCGAACCAGGAAACCCGAGCCAACCAAAGGAGGACAGCGACCUGUCAUUGGGCUUGGAAGAGGCAGAGGCGGGCGGACUGCUCACAGCGUUCGAGGGGAUGCCCGAGCUAAACGCGCUGCAGGAGGAGCAGGAAUGGCCAAUCGCCCCAGUCGCCUGGCGGGUAAGCACGCCUGACCGCCGCAUCCCGCAAAGCCUGCUGGAAGGCGCCAGCGCUCAGGCAAACGCGGCGCGUCACGGGCGCAGCCGGAUCCGCAGCCUAGAACACCACCACGGCCAACGCUUCCGCGUAUGCAUCAGCGGAAAUUUGGUGCGCAUUUCACCGCGCCCCACCCCGAAGUAGGAAGGGAGUGUGAAGGCAUAAGCCUCCACAACACUGACCACGACACCAUCCCCUGAAGGGACCGCCCCGACGGCUUGUUAUCUAAUUUCAUUAUUAUCUCAGUUCAUUAUCACUAUUAUCCGAUUUUAUUACUUCUAUUAUUAUUAGUAUUACCAAGAUAAGCAACAAUGAAUCCUUAUUUUCACCCAUUAAAGUAAGAAAUAGGCUAAGAAACCCGAAAA